AUGAGGUUCCAACCUGCUAUUUUUAGUGUUUCUCUUGGCCGAGCAUGGCUCUACGAUCUUGAAAACAAAAUUGAGCAGGCCAGCAAGGCAGGAUUCAAGGGUAUCGAGAUCUUUUACGAGGAUCUCGACUAUUCCGCACGCAAGUUAGCUGGCAAUGACCACCCGACGACCGAGCAGAUCCUGGAAGCCGCCGACCAUUGUCACAAGACAUGCCAACAGAAUGGCCUGACCAUAAUUGGUAUGCAGCCGUUCCUUUUCUAUGAGGGACUCACAGACCGGGCGCAGCACGCCAAAAUGAUCGAGAAGAUGAAGCUGUGGCUUCAGAUUGCGAAGCGCCUGCACACAGAUGUCAUCCAGAUUCCCUCGCACUUCGUCCUCGAGGGCCAGGAGCACACCAUCACCGAGGACCGCGAAAUUAUCGCUAGCGACUUGAGAGAGUUGGCAGACAUGGGCCUUGCCGAAGAGCCACCGAUCCGCUUUGCGUACGAAAACCUCUGCUGGGCCAAGUAUAUAGACACGUGGGAGAGCUUGUGGGAUAUCGUCAAGCGUGUGGACCGACCCAACUUCGGAAUGUGUCUCGAUACGUUCAACAUUGCCGGCUCUGUAUGGGCUGACCCGUCCUCGCCCACUGGAAAGACGCCAAACGCCGACGUUGAUCUGGAACUGUCUUUGCGGAGGCUUGUCGAGGAGGUGGAUGUCAACAAGGUCUUUUACAUUCAAAUUGUGGAUGCGGAGCGUCUCUCCUCGCCUCUUGUCGCUGGCCACGAGUUCUACACAGAAGGCCAGCCUUCUCGCAUGAGCUGGUCGCGCAACGCUCGGGCCUUCGCCUUUGAGGAGGAGUACAAUGCGUAUCUCCCAGUGGAGCAGAUAGCGAACGCCAUAAUUGACGGCCUGGGGUAUAGGGGAUAUAUCUCGAUGGAAUUAUUCUCCAGGACUUUGGCGUAUGAGGGGGAGCAUAUCCCAGCCGAACAUGCGCAGAGGGGCAUGAGAGCUUGGAAGAGAGUUGUUGAGAGACUAAAGCUUCAACUGCACUGA
Molecule: messenger RNA, 1035 nt
Organism: Thyridium curvatum
Lineage: Eukaryota; Fungi; Ascomycota; Sordariomycetes; Thyridiales; Thyridiaceae
Exons: 1
Coding region: 1-1035 (344 amino acids)
Source: RefSeq, a predicted model, not a curated record